AUGGCCGCGCAGUCGCCCCUCAAGCAGGCCGGCAAAGUAGUCUGCAUCGGCCGCAAUUACGCGGACCACAUCGCCGAGCUGAAGAACAUGAAGCCCAAGCAGCCAUUCUUCUUCCUCAAGCCGCCGUCGUCCAUCGUCCUGCCUGGCGAGGGGCCGUGCCUGCAGCCAAGAGGCGUCAAGAUGCACUUCGAGGUCGAGCUAGCCCUCGUAAUAGGCAAGAUGGUGCGGGAUCUCCACGCCGACGACAGACAGGGCGCUCUGGAAGCCAUCAAGGCGUACGCCGUCGCCAUCGACAUGACGGCCCGCAACGUCCAGGACGAGGCUAAGAGGAAGGGCCUGCCGUGGGACAUUGCCAAGGGCUUCGACACGUUUCUCCCCAUGAGCAACGUGAUUCCCAAGACGGCCAUUAGCGACCCGCAGGACGUGGAGCUGUUCUUGGAGGUGAAUGGCGAGACGAGGCAGAAGGGCUCUACGGGGUUGAUGAUUUACCAGAUCCCCCGGAUUAUGAGCGACAUCUCCAGGGUCAUGACGCUGCAGCCUGGCGAUAUCGUGCUGACGGGGACGCCGGCGGGCGUCGGGCCCGUUGUGCCGGGGGAUGUCAUGAGGGCCGGCUUGAGGGUCGGCGGGAGGGAGGUGGAGGAGGGCAAGAUGGAGGUCAGGGUUGAGCAGUCGCCUUCUUCGUACGUGUUUGCUGAGACAUGA
Molecule: messenger RNA, 702 nt
Organism: Metarhizium robertsii ARSEF 23
Lineage: Eukaryota; Fungi; Ascomycota; Sordariomycetes; Hypocreales; Clavicipitaceae
Product: 2-keto-4-pentenoate hydratase
Exons: 3
Coding region: 1-702 (233 amino acids)
Cellular component (GO): mitochondrion
Molecular function (GO): acetylpyruvate hydrolase activity
Source: RefSeq, a predicted model, not a curated record